Messenger RNA from Penicillium hordei, 1662 nucleotides. RefSeq lists its product as uncharacterized. Lineage: Eukaryota; Fungi; Ascomycota; Eurotiomycetes; Eurotiales; Aspergillaceae. The transcript is spliced from 3 exons. The coding region runs from base 1 to 1662 and encodes 553 amino acids. The record is from RefSeq and is a predicted model, not a curated record.
AUGGCACCCGAACAUGGGAUUUCUGGGAAACGGACAUUGGCCACCGUUGUGGACGGGCUGGCCAGGGAAUGCCCAACCAGGAUGGUUUGCAAAACACCGAACGGCCCCCAGGUUACCGAUGGCUUCUCGUGCUUAGAUAUGAGAGGGUUGUCCAAGGCCGUUGAUUCAACCGCAUGGCUGAUUAAGGAAUCCCUUGGUACCCCUGGCAAGGGCGAAGUACUGAUCUAUCUCGGAGACAAUGAUGUCCGAUACCUAGUUUUUGUCGUGGCUUGCCAGAAAACUGGUUACAAGCCUUUCUUGCCAUCAACAAAAAACUCCAUUGACGUACAAUGUGCACUCCUGGAGCGAACGGGUUGCUCUGGUAUUCUUUUUAGCGUUACUUGGAAAGAACAGGCCGAGGAGAUCGGAAAGUCUGAAGCAGCCCCAGCCUUGAUAGAGGUACCCAGUCUUGAAAAAUUGGUUGCGAACUUCUCAAACAGCUUCCCUUACGACACGGCGUACCAGGCGAUUGAGGACGAGAGUGCAAUCAUAAUCCACAGCUCCGGCACAACAGGCGUUCCUAAGCCAAUCCACCUUACGCACGGUUUCCUGGGCACCAUGGACAAGCUGGCUCAGGUCCCUGUCCCGGAGGGGAGACUUUCGGCCAUCCCCAGCAGACUUAGCCAGGAUGACCUGUUUCUCUCUACGGCUCCGUUCUUCCACCUCAUAGGGAUAUUCGCCGAAGCCAUGUCCGUGUUCAACGGGACUCCAUUCAUCUACCCACCCCCAGCCACUUCGCUCACUGUCGACACGCUGGUCCAGGUUAUCAGGGUCGCAAGUCCCACCGUGGCCGUUAUUGUACCCGCGCUAGUCGAAGCAACAGGCCGAUCAACCUAUGCAUUGCAAGCCCUAUCCAGCCUAAGGAUGGUCUGCAUCGGUGGUGCACCCCUCGCACCAGACAUCGGAGAAGCUCUGAGCAAGCGAACAAAUCUUGUGUCCGUCCUAGGCGCAAGUGAGCUCGGCCUUGUGCCGUCCCUCAUCCCAGAGAACAAAGCAGACUGGGAAUACUUGGAGUGGAACCCAAACUAUCCCAUACGCAUGGACCCGUGCGGCGAGAACAGCAAGUUGUAUGAGUUGGUGAUUCCGCGCGGCGAAACAAGAGACAUCCAAGGAAUUUUCCACACAUUCCCGGACCUGAAGGAGUAUCACACAAAGGACCUCUUCAGUCCCCACCCGGCGCGACCCAACCUGUGGAGGUACGAAGGCCGGCUAGACGACACAAUCACCUUGAACAACGGGCAGAAGGUAAAUCCCGUGUCGAUGGAGAAGGUAAUUGAGAGUCAUCCUCUCGUUUCUCGGGCGGUGGUCAUUGGAAACCGCAGAUCCCACGCGGCGCUGCUUGUAGAGCCAUCUGUGAGAUCAAACGUGUCAUUCGCGAGUCGAUCGUCGGUUUCUGAGCUCGUGCACGCUAUUUGGCCGGCUGUCGAACAAGCAAAUGAACUGGCGCCAGCUGGUGGACAUAUUGGCAUCAUGAGGAUUGGGCUGGCGUCGCCGGACAAGCCCUUUCGCACGACUCCGAAAGGCAGCACACAACGCCGAAUGGUGCUAGAGGACUACGAGGAGGAAAUCGAGAUGAUCUAUCAGCACGAUGCCUACUGGUAUAAUUUGUUUAGAAAUGGUUAA